Molecule: messenger RNA, 1554 nt
Organism: Diaporthe amygdali
Lineage: Eukaryota; Fungi; Ascomycota; Sordariomycetes; Diaporthales; Diaporthaceae
Exons: 4
Coding region: 1-1554 (517 amino acids)
Molecular function (GO): monooxygenase activity; oxidoreductase activity, acting on paired donors, with incorporation or reduction of molecular oxygen; heme binding
Source: RefSeq, a predicted model, not a curated record
AUGACUCCGCACUCGAUCGCAGUUGGUCUCGCCCUGCUUGCCGGCUUGACUCUUCUGUAUACCCUCCUAGUGGCCCUGUUCUCGCCUCUUCGCAAGGUGCCAGGCCCUCUCUCAGCCCGGUUCACUAACCUGUUCUAUCUCAACCGUGUCCGCCAGGGCCGCUUCCACUACGAGAACAGUGUUUUGCACCGCAAGUACGGGCCGCUCCUGCGGCUCGGCGAGAACCUUGUGAGCAUUGAUGACCCAAGUGCUGUAAAGACCAUAUACGGCAUCGGCUCCAAGUUCCCUAAGAGCAACUGGUACAACGCUUGGAGGGCCCCUGGGCCGGAGAACUUCACCCUCUUCUCCGACCAGAACAUAGCCCGCCAUGCCGACACUCGCAAACGCUUCCAGAAUCUAUACAGUAUGACCUCUUUAGUGUCUUAUGAGACCUUUGUGGACGAGUGCGCGGACGUAUUCGCCCAGAGGCUGCAUGAGAUGUCAGGCACCGGAACAUGCAUCAACAUGGGGCACUGGUUUCAGUGCUAUGCCUUUGAUGUGAUUGCUUGCAUCACCUACGGCAGCCGCUUCGGUUUCCUCGAUCGCGGCCACGACAUCCGGGGCAUGAUGAGUGACCUCCACGCUGUUCUACGGUACUCCACCUUGGUCGGCAUCGUUCCAUGGCUGCAUGACUGGAUCUUUUACCCGGCUAGCAAACUGCAGCUGUUCGGUGCCAAGGGUCGCGUGACGACGAUGGAUUUUGUCAAGCGUCGAAUGGCCAUCCGAGAUGGUGAGAGGCAACUGAGGGACCCUAGCGACAAGGCAAAGGCCCAAACGGAAGGGGUGACACGGGAUUUUCUGGACCGACUUCUUGAUCAGCAUGAUGAAAACCCCGAGAAGACGACAAUGUAUCAUGUAUUCGUCGUGGGCCUGGCCAACAUCAACGCGGGCUCAGACACGACGGCGACGACUCUGUCCGGGAUCCUCUACUACCUAUUGAAGACCCCACGAGUGUUGGCCAAGCUGAAGGAAGAGAUUGAGGAAUUUACUGCCAAUGGGCAGCUUUCAGCGCACCCGACAUUCAAGGAGACCCAGCGCAUGUCCUAUCUCGAUGCAGUGGUCAAGGAAGCUUUGCGAUUACAUGCAGCCGUGGGCCUUCCACUCUGGCGCGUCGUCCCGGAAGGCGGAGCGGAGAUCGCGGGACAGUACCUCCCCGCUGGCACCAAUGUUGGCAUCAAUGCUUGGGUCGCUCAUUUCAACGAAAACGUCUGGGGACAAGACGCCAAGCAGUUCCGUCCAGAACGCUGGCUCGAGGCUCAAGCAGAGGCGCAAGCUGGAGACAAAUACCGCUUGCAGCGGAUGGAGGCGUACUACAUUCCUUUUGGGUUCGGCUCGAGGUCUUGUGUCGGUAAACAUAUCAGCAUCCUGGAAAUAUCGAAGCUGAUGCCCAGGCUCUUGAGAGAUUUUGACUUUGAGCUGGAGAAGCCCACUGAAGACUGGGAUUGUGAGGACUUUUGGUUCGUCAUACCGAAGGGAUUCUCUGUUCGCGUCAAGAGGGCAAAUGGCAAUUUUUAA